Molecule: messenger RNA, 1965 nt
Organism: Lathyrus sativus (Indian pea)
Lineage: Eukaryota; Viridiplantae; Streptophyta; Magnoliopsida; Fabales; Fabaceae
Source: the annotation of a GenBank genome assembly
AUGGCAGAUUUGGAAAACAUGCUUCUUGAGGCAGCAGGUAGAAAGAAUUCUCCGGUGAGAAAGCGACAAAAGCUUCGAAACAUAAGAUCGUCGAAACACAACGAUGCAUCAUUCUCUGAUAAUGGAAGUGAUUCCAAAGAGGAAGACUCUGAUAAAGGUGUUGGUAAAGGAAACAAAAGGCCAACAACAAUUGUGUCCAAUGUUCCGAUGAAGAAGAGAUUGGAAUUGGAAAACAGCAAAAGAGGUAACAAUAAUAAUAUUGGUAAUGAAGAUAAAAACAAAGGUGGAGAAGGAAAUGAUUUGAAGGAUGAAGGUGGUGCUGAUAGCAGUGAAGAAUCUGAUGAUGCUGGUAAUGAUCUUUACAAGAAUGAAGAUGACAAAGAAAGGCUUGCUAAGAUGACAGAACUCGAAAGAGAAAUGAUUUUGUCUGAAAGAGCGACGGAAAAAGGCGACAGAGAGUUAAAAGAGAAAAUGAUCAUGAGAAUGAAGAGAGAAAACAGUAACAAUGCACUUGCAAAAGGUUCUAAUUCUAAGAAUCGGUCAUCACCCCGUCCCCAGUCUACCAAGCUUCGUUUGUCAGCUCGAAAUGCUGAGAAAACAGCUGCAAAAGGCGAUGUACUAAGCGAAUUGCGCGCGAAGAGAAUGAAGCAACAAAUCACAGACCAUCAUGGAAAAUCAGAAAUGAAGAAAAAGAAAGAAACAUCGGAAGUUAGUCGAAGUAGCUCAAGUGAAAGUGAGAGUGUUGUGAGAUCAGAAAGUGAAAAAGAAUCUUCUUCUGAUGAUGAUGGUGAGUUAGUUGACAGUGAUGAUGAUAAGAACAUGGAUGAAUUAGACAAACCAACAUUUGAAGAAAUUAAGGAAAUUACCGUAAGAAGAUCAAGGCUUGUGAAAUGGUUGAAUGAACCGUUUUUCGAGGAACUAAUAGUUGGUUGUUUUGUGAGAAUUGGCAUUGGAAAAUCAGAUAAUGUACCUGUUUAUAGACUCUGCAUGGUUCAAAAAGUUGAGUGUGGUGAUCCUAAGAAACACUAUAAGGUAGAAAAUAGAGUUACUCAUAAGUACUUAAUUUGUGUUUGGGGAAGUGAAAAUUCUGCUGCUAAAUUUCAAGUUGCUGUAGUUUCUGAUUCUUCACCGUUAGAGAAAGAAUUCAAACAAUGGACUAGAGAAGUUGAGAGAACAUGUAGCUACAUGCCUAGUAAGAAAAACGUAUCGGAUAAAAAGGAAGCGAUAAAAAGAAUAAAUACAUACGUUUACUCGGCUGCUACGGUGAAACAGAUGUUGGAGGAGAAAAAAGCCGCGCCAUCUAGGCCAUUGAAUAUUGCAGUAGAAAAGGAUAAGUUAAAGAGGGAAAUGGAAAUAGCGAAGAGCAAAGACGACGAGGCGUGGAUGGAGAGGAUUAUAGCAAAGCUGGCAGAAUUGGAAGCAAUGCGUCGAGCGAGAGAAAACGAUGUGAAGGCUAUUAGGCUUGAUGAGAUGAACAAAAAGAAUCGCUUUGAGAAUUUUAAAAACUUAUCCGAGCAUAGAAGUAUGAACGCGAAUUUGAAAGAGGGAGAGAAAGGGUAUGAUCCAUUUUCAAGGAGAUGGACAAGGUCGAGAAAUUACUACAAUGAAGAUCAGAGUAAAGAGAGUAAAGAAGAAGGUAAAGGAGAAAAAGAUGAUAAGAAAGUUGGUGUUGAGGCGACAAAAGAAUCAUUGGAAGAAGCUGCUAAUGCAGGGAAGUUGAUUGAUACAAAUGCUCCUGUGGAUGUUGGAACAGAAUCAAACGUGUUGCAUGAUUUUGAGUUGUCGAUUUCAUUGGCUGAACUAAAGAAAUUUGGUGGAACACAAGAAGAAAGAAGAAAUGUGUUCUUUGAUAGGAAACAGAAAAUAGAAGCAACAAUUGGUUAUCAAGUACCUGAAAACGAUGGCAGAAAACAUCUUCUUACAUUAUCCAUUAGUGAUUAUAAGAGAAGAAGGGGGCUUCUUUGA